This is a messenger RNA of Helianthus annuus (common sunflower), 543 nucleotides long. Its product is annotated as extensin-like. The coding region runs from base 1 to 543 and encodes 180 amino acids. Lineage: Eukaryota; Viridiplantae; Streptophyta; Magnoliopsida; Asterales; Asteraceae. The record is from RefSeq and is a predicted model, not a curated record. The transcript has 3 exons.
AUGGAACAUGGCCAUUCAAAGGGUACAACCAAUUUGCAGGGCAUAUUCAAAAGCUUUGCUUGUAUAGGGGGAAACAAUCAGCCGAAGCAGUUCAAUCCGCCACCAUUGGCGGAGGCUCUUCUUCAACCCGCCACCAUCGGCGGAAGCCCGCCACCACUGGCGGAGGCUCUUCUUCAACCCGACACCUUCGGCGGACGCCCGCCACCUCGGGCGGAGGCCCUUCUUCAACCCGCCACCAUCGGCGGAAGCCCGCCACCACUGGCGGAGGCUCUUCUUCAACCCGACACCUUCGGCGGACGCCCGCCACCUCGGGCGGAGGCCCUUCUUCAACCCGCCACCAUCGGCGGAAGCCCGCCACCACUGGCGGAGGCUCUUCUUCAACCCGACACCUUCGGCGGACGCCCGCCACCUCGGGCGGAGGCUCUUCUUCAACCCGCCACCUUUGGCGGAUGCCCGCCACCACGGGCGGAGGCUUUUCUUCAACCUGCCACCUUCGGCGGAAGCUCAUAUCCACCCGCCCCUCCGGAAGAGGCUUUUAUUUAA